GUUGUACUUAACGUGAUUUCACCGUUUCUGGUACGCUGUGCCGCCGGGUGUCAACUGCCGAGCCGGCGUCACACACGGGUCCGCGGUAGCGGCGACCCCACCUUCGGGGAUGGUCAACCGUUCCAUGCCGCAAUCACACGCGAGACUUUUGCAACAUUGGGAAGGAAUGACGUGCACCCGCCGUCCUGGCCAUGGAUUAUUUAGCAGCGCCCAGAGCUGUCUCCAAUCCACACCACCAACCGUCCGACGUCACUGCUCACUAUCCCUCCCAGAGAAAUCCACAGCCCGAGUAUCGACGCCCCUAUCAGUGUCAUUGACCCACUGCGCCACUACAAAAAGAAGUCGCUAGAUCACUAGAUCACAAUGGUAUCCAUCAAGACCGUGGCAGUCCUGGGUGGCACAGGCAACCUCGGCCCGGCGAUCGUCCACGAGCUGCUAGCCGCGGGCUUCUCCGUGACGGGCGUCACGCGCGAGGGGUCGACCAACUCGACGCCCAAGUACCCGGACAGCGUGCCGGUCCGGGCGGUCGACUACGGGUCAUUCGAGGCGCUGCGGGCCGCCUUCCAGAACCAGGACGCCGUCGUGUCGGUGGUCGGCACGCUGGGCGUGCCCGCGCAGAGGACGGCCGUCGACGCGGCCGUCGCGGCCGGCGUGAAGCGCUUCAUCCCCUCCGAGUUCGGCAUCAACACGCGCAAGGUGCGCGGCACCUCCAUCGGCAAGAUCCUCACGGGCAAGAUCGCCGUGGUCGAUUACCUGGAGGAGAAGGCGCGGGAGAACCAGGCGUUUACGUGGACGGGCCUGUCGACGGGCCUGUUCUUUGACUGGGGCCUCGACCGCACCGGCCUCGGCAUAAUCAACCUGCGCGACAAGAAGGCGACGGUGAUCGACUCGGGCAACGAGAAGUUCCAGGCCAGCACGCUGUCGCACAUCGGGCGGGCCGUCGCCGGCAUCCUGCGGCACCCGGACGAGACGGCCAACCGGUACCUGGCCACGGCGUCGUUCAACCUGUCGGCGAACGAGCUGGUCGCGCUGGUCGAGGAGCUCACGGGGUCCAAGCUGGCCGUCUCGCGCGUCGCCGCGGCGGACCUGGUCAAGGCCGGCGAGGAGAAGCUCGCCGCCGGCGACUUCCGCGCGUUCGUCGACUUCUUGGGCGCGCACAACUCGGCGGACGGGGCCGGGAACGCGCUGUCGGAGGAGGAGAGCGCCAAUGGCAUUCUUGGGUUGCCGUAUGAGGAUUUGAGGGCGGAGGUGGAGAGUUUCUUGAGGCGGCAGGGGGCUCUGUAAUUAGCCAGCGGACUCUCUGCUAUUUAGCAGACCACA
Molecule: messenger RNA, 1320 nt
Organism: Thermothielavioides terrestris NRRL 8126
Lineage: Eukaryota; Fungi; Ascomycota; Sordariomycetes; Sordariales; Chaetomiaceae
Exons: 3
Coding region: 364-1284 (306 amino acids)
Molecular function (GO): oxidoreductase activity
Source: RefSeq, a predicted model, not a curated record